GGGUUCGGGUCGGGGGGCGGAGGGAAGAGCGGACGGGCGGGAGACGCCGGCGCCAGACGCGGAGGAAAGGAGCUGCUACUAGCCGCCCAGAGGCCGCCGAGCCAGCGACGCCUGAGCUAGUCGAGCCGCCGUCGCCGCGCCCCCAUGGCGGCCGCCAAGGACAGUCACGAGGACCAUGAUACUUCCACAGAGAACGCAGAUGAGUCCAACCAUGACCCCCAGUUCGAACCAAUAGUUUCUCUUCCUGAGCAAGAAAUUAAAACGCUGGAGGAAGAUGAAGAGGAACUUUUUAAAAUGCGUGCAAAGCUGUUCCGGUUCGCUUCAGAGAACGACCUCCCAGAGUGGAAGGAGCGAGGCACCGGGGAUGUGAAGCUGCUGAAGCAUAAGGAGAAAGGGACCAUCCGCCUCCUCAUGAGGAGGGACAAGACCUUGAAGAUCUGCGCCAACCACUACAUCACGCCGAUGAUGGAGCUGAAGCCGAAUGCUGGCAGUGACCGAGCCUGGGUCUGGAAUACCCACGCUGACUUCGCCGAUGAGUGCCCCAAGCCUGAGCUGCUCGCCAUCCGCUUCCUAAAUGCUGAGAAUGCACAAAAGUUCAAAACAAAGUUUGAAGAAUGCAGGAAAGAAAUUGAAGAGAGAGAAAAGAAAGGACCAGGCAAAAAUGAUAAUGCCGAAAAGGUGGCUGAGAAGCUGGAAGCCCUUUCAGUGAGGGAGGCCAGAGACGACGCUGAAGAGAAGUCUGAGGAGAAGCAGUGAAUCACUCUGUCGUUUUCCUUUCCUUUUCUUUUUAAAAAUUUGUCCUACCCUUUAAGGUUUGUUUUUAUUCUGUUUUUACAAGGGACUUUAUAAAGAACUGAAUUCCAA
Molecule: messenger RNA, 864 nt
Organism: Apodemus sylvaticus (European woodmouse)
Lineage: Eukaryota; Metazoa; Chordata; Mammalia; Rodentia; Muridae
Gene: Ranbp1
Product: RAN binding protein 1
Exons: 6
Coding region: 145-756 (203 amino acids)
Biological process (GO): nucleocytoplasmic transport; positive regulation of mitotic centrosome separation
Cellular component (GO): cytoplasm; centrosome; nuclear pore
Molecular function (GO): GTPase activator activity
Source: RefSeq, a predicted model, not a curated record